Messenger RNA from Oncorhynchus mykiss (rainbow trout), 1479 nucleotides. The record is from RefSeq and is a predicted model, not a curated record. NCBI's taxonomy places the organism in Eukaryota, Metazoa, Chordata, Actinopteri, Salmoniformes, Salmonidae.
GACGUCAUCGUCAGUGCUGCUAGCAGAAUAUUAGUACGGAUAUGAAAUCGUGUGUCUCUUUUAUCCUUCUUCAAAAGUACAAUCUGACAAAGUUUCUGUCGCUAUUGGGGCUUGUCCGGACGGGACAGGGAAGUCAGGUUCGGCCCGGGGAGCCGUGUAGAGGCUCGGUAAUAUGGGCCUGUUGGCUAGAGUACGGAAAGAAUGGUUUAUUAUCGGUAUAGUGGCAGCGAUCGUGUCUGCGAAACUACAGCCUGCAGUUGGACUGAAAGGAGGUCCACUGAGACCAGAGUUCACAAUCACCUAUGUUGCGGUGUCAGCCAUUUUCUUCAACAGCGGCCUGUCAUUAAAAACAGAGGAGUUGACCAGUGCCCUCCUCCAUGUGAAGCUGCAUCUGUUUGUCCAGUCCUUCACCCUGGUCUUCUUCCCUGUUGCCAUGUGGCUCUGUAUCAAACUACUGGCUCUUACCUCAAUCAACACUUGGCUACUCCGAGGGUUACAGACGGUGGGAUGUAUGCCUCCACCAGUCUCCUCUGCUGUCAUACUCACCAAAGCUGUGGGGGGGAACGAGGCUGCCGCCAUCUUUAACUCCGCCUUCGGAAGCUUCCUGGGAAUACUAGUGACACCACUGCUACUGUUACUGUUUCUGGGCUCGUCAUCCUCUGUUCCUUUCUCCUCCAUCUUCUCUCAGCUCUUCAUGACUGUGGUCGUUCCUCUCAUCCUAGGGCAGGUGUCCCGGAGGUUCCUGAGGGACUGGCUCGAGAGGAGGAAACCUCCGUUUGGAGUCAUCAGUUCUUUGGUUCUCCUGAUGAUCAUUUAUACCACCUUCUGUGAGACCUUCUCUAACCCGGAUAUUGAACUGGACCACCUCAGCCUGCUGCUCAUCACCUUCAUCAUAUUCUGCAUCCAGCUGAGCUUCAUGCUGUUGACGUUUGUCUUCUCCACACAGAAACAAUCUGGUUUUACUCCAGCUGACACAGUAGCUAUCAUGUUCUGUGCUACACACAAAUCUCUCACCCUGGGUAUACCCAUGUUAAAGAUAGUUUUUGAGGGGUACGAGCAUCUCUCUCUGAUCUCCGUCCCUCUCCUCAUCUAUCACCCUGCUCAGAUCCUACUGGGUUCAAUACUGGUACCCACCAUCAAGAGCUGGAUGAACAGCAGACAAAAGCCUAGUAUUUUAUUGCAUUGAUACCUACCUGUCUGGUCUGUGGAGUGAAGUUGACCGACCUGCAGCCCAUCUGAAGUGGACUCUCCCCAGUGUGUACACUCAUUCACUCCCCCUCAUGGGGAGUAUCAUUUGAACUGUGACAGAAGGGACUACUUCCUUCCUCUUUUAUGUAUCUCUCUGGUGGAAGGAUACAUACAGAAGCACAAGUGCCUCGUCGCAACCACGUGACUCGCGAACACGUAGUCCUGGGCUCUAACGGUUGUGAUGGUCGCUAUGACAAAACUUGUGUGAUUUAUUCGAUGGUUUACUUUAAA